UUACCACGCUACGCCACAAAACCACCGUGUACAUUUAACAUUUUGUAGUAUCUGUCUAUCUACCGUCAAGUGCGGACAUGAUGGAGUGCGUUAGUGGUUCUUCGUCUGACGAAUGGGAAGAAGAGUUGGAGGAAUGUGCUGCUGCAGUAGUUGCAUUAACCCUUUAUAGGUUACUGGUCGAUAUUUUAACCAAGUCUGAAAUUAUACUUUAUCAGACACACAGCGGUCUAAUAUUCAACCAGAUGUUACCACGCGCAUUGCAUACUGGUUAAAAAUUCGACCAGUGCUUAUAUGCGCAUGACUUAGAAAGCACGUGGAAAUAAGUGGUCAAAUAUCCAACCAGUAUUCUUCUAGUGCUGAUAGAUAGUUUUUGUGUGUGUUUACAUAUUUUGGUUUAUUUCGAGGAACACUUGAAGAACAUCAAUAAGAAUUGGUAGGAAGGAUAAUAUUAGUAUAACUUUCGACAUAACCCUCUAAAUUGAGAUACAAUAAGUGAAAAAUGGAUCCUAAUAAUACAAUCAUAAAUCUAGUGGAAUUCGAAAAAUUAUCAUCUGCAGAACAAGCUCAGUGGUUAGACAGUAUUACUGAUGAUCAAGCAAUCAAUUCUGAUGAAGGUGGAGAUUCAGAUGCUGAUGAUUUCCCUGAGUUUACUCCUUUGCCAGCCAACACAUCUCGCCGGCAAACAAAAAGGAGUUUUGAUGAAAUAAGUGGCGAUUUUGAUAGCGAUGAUUCUGUAGCCGAUCCUAACUUCUAUCCCGAACAAGAAGCAUGUCAGGUCCCUGCAUUUGAUUCAUCUUCGGAUGAUGAUGAGCCACUAGUGAAUCUGGUUCAUAGAUCAUCCACUGUCACUGAUGUUCAGAAUUCUCAAGAACAAGGCAACGACUUUCUGUGGACAAAAUCACCUUAUCUGCCACAUGCUUUUCAGUCAGUUACAUUCCAUGAAUUUCCCGGCCCCAGGAUUUCGAUCAGUGACUCACCCAUUGAUAUCUUUUCCAAAAUUUUAGGAAAUGACUUCCUAGAAAAAAUUGUCACUGAGACAAACCGUUACGCAAUCCAAAACAAUAACGCUAUUGAUUUGACUGUAGAAGAGUUGAAGGCUUUUAUUGGAAUGCUAAUUAUAAUGGGUUUCAAUCCUUUACCAAGUUUGCGACUCUACUGGUCAUCUGAUCCAAAUUUUCAUAAUUCAAGGAUUUCGGCCAUAAUGCCUCUGAAAAGGUUUCUAAAGAUUCUACGAUUUUUACACAUCAAUGAUAAUGAAAAUAUGCUCAAAAAAGGAGAAGCCGGUUUCGACAAAUUACAUAAAGUCAGGCCGAUGAUUACAUAUUUGUCAGAUACGUUUCUGAAUGUUUAUACGCCAGCCCAAAAUUUAGCAGUCGAUGAAAGCAUGGUUGCUUUCAAAGGCAGGACGCACUUGAAACAAUAUAUGCCACUCAAACCUAUAAAGAGGGGUAUCAAAAUCUGGGCGCUAGCUUGUUCUAAAACAGGUUUCUUGUUGAAAUUUUCAGUUUAUGAGGGAAAGAAAGAAUCUGAUGAAGAAGGGCCACUAGGAGAGAAAACUGUUCUAGAGCUGACUAAGCCUUUCGAAAACAAGAACUAUUGUAUUUAUUUCGACAAUUUUUUCACGAGCUUUACUCUUCUACUGAAGCUUCUCGACCGAAAACUGUAUGGCUGUGGAACGAUGAGGCCAAACCGCAAGAAUUUUCCCAAAGACCUCCUGGUUUCAGACAAAGACCUUGAACAAGGAGAAUUCGAUAAUGUUGGUACUAGCAACAUUACAGUCAGCAAAUGGAAGGACCGUGGGAAGAAAUGCGUACUGGUUGCUUCUACAAUGCAUUCAGUGAUGGAAACAUCAACAGUUGAACGGAUGACAAAGGAAGGUGUUAGAGUUACUGUUGGUUGUCCAAAAAGCAUCGACGAUUACAACAGAAAUAUGGGCGGAGUCGAUUUAUUUGAUCAGUUACAUUCUUGUUACAGCAUUGCUUGGAAGUCGCGAAAAUGGUGGAUGAAAUUAUUUUACUACAUGAUUGAUGCUUGUAUAGUAAAUUCAUAUGUCUUAUACAAAGCAGGUGCUUCAACUAGUCAACAAAAGUAUACACCAAAAAAGCAACUUGUGUUUAGGAGCAUUCUUGCGAAUCAACUAAUCGGAACAUUUUCAGCGAGAAAAAUUCAAGGUUCAUGGUUCAUUGUGGGCAAAAACAAAGUGAAAAAAUUGGAUGGUAGGUCAGUGAAUGUUGAAAAUUCGCUUCGGUUGACGAAUGUUGGUGAUCACCUCCCUACAUCAACAUCUUCAAGAAGAUGUGCUAGGUGCAGUACCGAAAAAAAACCUAAACGCUCGAGCAUUGCUUGUACGAAAUGUCAAGUCGCACUAUGCUUGCCAUGUUUUGCACCUUUCCACAACAAAUAGACUUUAGUGAUUUGUACUUGUAUGUAAUGAAGCUAAACAUUUUCCACUUUCAAAAACUGGUCGUUAUAUCGACCAGUAUUCUUAGGGUUGUGGUUGUUGCCCUAGUGGAAUACUGGUCGAUAUACCAACCUGCUCAAAAUAAAUAAACAAUUUAUGUUUUUUCAAAGUUAAAUUGUUUCUUUUGUCACCCUAACACAUUUAUUCACAAGUGCAAGCAAAAUAGAGGAACUUACUUAAUUAUUUUAAUCUGACCUAUAAAGGGUUAAAAAAAA
Molecule: messenger RNA, 2676 nt
Organism: Photinus pyralis (common eastern firefly)
Lineage: Eukaryota; Metazoa; Arthropoda; Insecta; Coleoptera; Lampyridae
Product: piggyBac transposable element-derived protein 4-like
Exons: 2
Coding region: 500-2404 (634 amino acids)
Source: RefSeq, a predicted model, not a curated record